Rhopilema esculentum is the source of this 5067-nucleotide messenger RNA. RefSeq lists its product as uncharacterized. NCBI's taxonomy places the organism in Eukaryota, Metazoa, Cnidaria, Scyphozoa, Rhizostomeae, Rhizostomatidae. Gene Ontology annotation, molecular function: hydrolase activity, acting on glycosyl bonds; pseudouridylate synthase activity; kinase activity. Gene Ontology annotation, cellular component: cytoplasm. The record is from RefSeq and is a predicted model, not a curated record.
ACUAGUGUACUUGCACUUAACCUCAACAUAGCCUAUUCCUGAGAAACAUCAAACGGGAUCGCUUUUAAAACAGACAGGCGUUAUGAAAACCGUAAAGAAAUAGAAAGUAGGACAAGCCUUGUUAAUACAGUAUGGGAAAUAAAAUAUUUAGCUAAAUAAAAGCGAUUUGAUGGGGGAAAAGCUCUAAAACACCACAAAAUUUAACCCAAACCAACUUUUAAACCUAAAGACGUAUGUUCAAUAUCAUAUGUAUCCACUAGUGUUCAACAUAACCAGAGUCUCAUUUUUGCCUACUUACCAAAUCAACUUAGAAGAAAGGAAAGAAGUUCCUCGUGGAAAUGGUAAAGCGCAUGCGGCCUGCGGACACCAUUCCCAGGAACCAUUGCGGUGAAGAACUUGGCCUCUUUAUCCAAAAGAGGCAAAUUCAAUACGAAAAUACGACGCGGGAAACAAAUCGCUUGUGGUGAAUGGGAUCGGUGAAUGGUGUAUUUGAGGAAGGAUGGCAUCAUUUAUACCUUUAAUGAAAUCAAAUACCACAUUUUCAUUCUGUAGAAAUGAAAGUUUGCAAGUUUUAGAAAGAGCUGCAUCGCAAUUUAAAAUAAAUAGGAGCUGCAAUGUUGUUUACAAUCAAAGACAUUACCAUAGAAAAAGUAUUUUACCUCCUCCACGUGUUUGUAAUCAAAACAAAUUGAGAAGAAAAUGGAUUUUACCAGAGCACCAGAAAAGAUGUCUCCAUGUCCAUCCAGCAGUUGCAGAAGCACUUAGAAAGAAAGAGCCUGUGGUUGCUUUGGAGUCAACCAUUAUAACUCACGGGAUGCCAUAUCCCGAAAACACAAAAACUGCAAUAGAGGUGGAGAGGAUUGUUAAAGAGCAAAAUGUUCUUCCAGCCACAGUUGGUGUUGUGAAUGGGAAACUUAUUGUUGGGCUGACUGAAGAUGAAAUUGAAUUUCUUGGGAAACAAGACGAUACAAGUCAAAGGCUAAAAUUAUCAAGAAGGGACCUUGCAUAUGGAAUGAGCAAGGGCAUCUCAGGUGGAACAACUGUUUCUGGAACAAUGGUAGCUGCUCACAAAGCAGGCAUACCAAUCUUUGUCACUGGUGGUAUUGGAGGAGUUCAUCGUGGAGCAUCAGAAUCUUUUGAUGUGAGUGCUGACUUGACAGAGCUUGGUAGAACCCCAAUGGCUGUCAUUUGUGCUGGCAUUAAAUCAAUCCUUGAUAUUGGUCUUACAUUAGAGUAUUUAGAAACACAGGGUGUACCAGUUGUAGCAUAUGGUAAAAAUAGAGAGUUUCCUGCAUUCUUUACAGCUAAGAGUGGCUUCAAGGCUCCGUACAAUUUUGAAAAACCAUAUGACGUUGCAAGAAUGAUCGAAAAAAGCCUUUCAUUACAACUAAACAGCGGAAUGGUCAUUGGAGUCCCAAUUAUUGAAGAGGAAAGUCCACUGGGGCAGGAAAUAGAAGGUGCAAUCCAAUUAGCCCUGAGAGAAGCACAGCAGAAGAAUAUAUCUGGUAAAGAUGUAACACCAUUCAUUCUAGACAGGGUUAACCAACUAACUGAUGGAAGAUCACUGCAAGCAAAUAUUUCUUUGAUAAAAAAUAAUGCUUAUGUUGGGGCCAGGAUAGCAGCAGAGCUCUCAAGCAUCCAGAAGGUGAAUGAAAAUGACUUCAUUGGCAGUAGCAGUGAACCAUCUUCUUCUGGGAUGCCAUUUGUCAGUCAUUCAAACAAAACUUCCUCUGUCAGCACUGAAACUCCUAACAAUAUCAAGAGACCAGUUAUAAUAGGUGGCUGCAACUUUGAUCUGCUAGCAGUGACUGAUUCAUAUGAUGUUUUGGCUGAAGUUACAAACACGGGAAAACUAUUUCAAACAUUCGGCGGAGUUGCAAGAAAUAUUGCUGAAUGUCUGGCAAGAUUGGAUCACAAUCCACUGCUGAUAUCUGCUAUUGGACAAGAUGCUCCCGGUGCUAUGGUCAUGGAUCAUCUGAAACAAUUAAACAUGGACACUCAAGGGGUAAUGAUGACAUCAGAAUACUCCACUGCAAGUUACUCUGCAAUAAUGAACAAUGGAGGUGAAUUACUUCUUGGGGUUGGAGAUAUGGAUAUACAUGAUCAAAUAACACCAGACUAUAUUCAGGACUUCGAAGAGGAUAUAAAAAGUGCACCGAUUGUCCUGAUAGAUGGCAACCUUACGACACAAGCAAUAGAAUAUGUGCUUGGUAUAUGCAACACUCACCAAGUUCCAGUCUGGUACGAACCGGCUGAUAUCUCAAAAGCAAGAAAACCAUUCACUACUGCCGACUACAAUGCUAUAACCUAUAUUUCACCGAAUAAACGCGAGCUACAAGCCAUCCAUGCGACAAUCACAAAGAGGCAAGAAGGCAUGAUGAACUUCAACAGUGAAGGUCCGUUUGAUUUCGAGGGGCCGACGGAGGAUCAGAUAAUCCAAAUGUGCAUCAGGAUUGGUCGUAAUAUCUUAGGAAGUGUUAACUGUAUAAUAAUAACUCUUGGUCGAUUCGGUGUAUUGGUUUUACGGAAUGAAGGUUGUAAUGAUCCCUUCCCUCUAAAGGGUCAGGUGGCUGAUAAAAAGCAUACAUCAAGCGUUAUAUCUGCUACACAUUAUCCGUCAGUAGGUGAAGAUCUUUUGCCAAGGAAAGACAUCAAAUCGGUAUCUGGUGCGGGUGACUGCCUCGCUGGAGCAAUGCUUGCAAGCAUCCUUCGCGGCGACGAACCUCACACUUGCGUUAAAGCCGGCCUGCAUGCCGCAUUUCUUUCUCUUCAGACUCACGAAGCGGUCUCAGAUCAGAUCGAUGCAGCCAGAUUCUCUGUGCAAAGUAUCGAAGAUUGGAUGACAUGGUCGUACAGAGAUAUUGCCGUUUAAUAUUUAAUUAAUUUGUAUUUAGUUAAUACCAUUGACUAUUUAACUUGGCAUUUAAAAUGAUCUGUGGAUCCCUCCACAAAACUGCCAGCUGUAUUCCCAAUACAUUACUAAGUUUUUCUGCUGCCAGAACAAUAAUGAUAAAUAAUAAAGUGACAAUAAAAAGAAGUCCCCCCUCCCUCUAAGUAGGGAACUGGAACUGACGCAUGUUUAUCUAAAUAAAACACACAACGGAAACUCUCUAAGCUAUAGGAAUGUAUUGUGAAGCUGAUUCUUUAAAAAGGAAUUGUGCAUCUUUUUCAUACCUGAAAUAGCCGCGCUGCCUUAAGUCCCUAAGCAUGGUAUAUACUGCUAUACAUGAAAACCUGCUAUGCGCACGUCUUCGUUUAGCGAUAUUUUGCUCAGCCUGAAGCAUCGCGGGAGUUGGGUAAGACCUACCCUGGGUGCCAGAGCCUCAGAGAGUCAAACCAUGAAGAACGGGGAAAGGAAUUGCGAUUGACUCUCUGAGGCUCUAGCACCCUGGGUUGGUAAGACCAAGAUUUAGACUCAAGGUAUGUCCACACCCAAGCCAAUAGUUAGCUAGUACACUUUGCUUCCCCAGAAAUGCAUAAUGUUGUGGACUUUUCGGGUCUUGACGGUAUAUCUCAUCAAUAUCUCAUUUAGAAUCUUUUUAAACGAAUUUAAAUGAUUUGCUUAAAAGGACAUUUGUAUGCAGUACAUUUUUAUUUAUUUUUUAACUUGUAUUCUCGUUUUAUAUAUACAUGAAUUAUCUUUUUGCACUCCAGAGACUGGACAAACUUUAACUUAAGUACCAAAUAAAAAUUUUCAAAAUCACAAAUGAUUUAUCUCAAUAUAACGAAACAGGUUGCCAUAUAUUUCUCCUUUCUAGAUUUUCCCUUUAAAUUAACAAUGUUUUGUCUAGAAAGACACAAAGCAUCUCAGUCUCGUUAAAACGUUUCUCGGCCUAGCCACGCGUCGAUAACUUCAACCUAUUUAGAGCUGGGCAUACGAACCCGGUAAAAAAGAAGGCUGCUUGUUCUAAGAUGAACAAUUUUUCUUUAGUGGUUUCAUAUUCUUAUGAAAUAGGAAAAUGAAGUCAUUUAUUGAAAUGAAAUCCCAACAGCAAUGGCCAUUCCAAAAGGAUUGUCUUUCCUUUACGCAAUUGACUUUGAUUCUGCUAGUGAAACAAUUUGUUCAGCUGUCUUGAACUACCAUGUUCUCCUAGCAAUUUAACCCCAUUCCCUACUAAAACAGCAUUUGACUCCGCAACAGUUUUUUGUCGUAUAUUUCCUGCAGUAUUUAUCAGAAAUUAAAACAUUACAAGAACAUAUUUUUAAUGCAGCACAGUACUGUCUCCAUUUGUAUUUUGCUAUCAACCUUAAAUGAAGGAUUGCAUUAAAUAUUUAUUUUGAUCUACAAUGCAUUUUUACGUAUCGACUGUGGAUAAAUACGUUGAUGUGUAGACAGGCGGUCAGCCUAUAGCCACAUUUUUAAGCACACGAAAAUGUGCUAUGUAAUUCUAGAUUUUGAAAGGAUUUUCUCUAAGAUGCGCAAAAGACUCUGUUACGUAGAGAUGGGGCUAGUAAGAGAAUUGACAUACUGGUAGGGAAUCGACUUUCUGCCUGUUCUUACUCCUUAGAACUUAUAAAGAACCAUAAUGAUUAAUUUGAGACUAUCCGAUCGAUGUGUCUCCUGAAACGUGAAAGCUUGUGUAUAGCACUACGUUACUAAUGAUAAGAUUAUAAGAUUGAGAACUUCUAUGGCACUCAGGAAGUCUCGCCAAACUCAAUCAUGCCUCAAAACUCGAAGCAUUUGUUCACAAUCAUUUUGCUGUAAAACAUAUAACCAAAGAAUAUAAUUACAAGAAUUUUCGAAUGUAGAAGCAAGUUAUUGUUAUAACUCUUUGGUGUAACUGCUACACUUAACCUUUCAUGGGACCUUCUUACCACUCGCAGCCCCCAGUCGUCAUUAAGUGAAAACCGCUAAAUUAUGCAAUACCAAAGUAAUGUAUUAUUGGACCUUAAGCUGGGACAAGUGGUAAUUUCCACCAAACCGAUGUAUUCGAAGGAAUGAUUCGCACCGUUUUAUGCUAUUCGUGCAAGUAGAGUUGCAAUUAGUUAUGUAUUUAAAUAGAAAUUUUUCACAUUCGAUGGCCUACUGACAAAUUAUAGAUGCACAACAUUGAAAUUAGGAUGAAA